Populus trichocarpa (black cottonwood) is the source of this 1095-nucleotide messenger RNA. RefSeq lists its product as uncharacterized. The record is from RefSeq and is a predicted model, not a curated record. NCBI's taxonomy places the organism in Eukaryota, Viridiplantae, Streptophyta, Magnoliopsida, Malpighiales, Salicaceae. The coding region runs from base 179 to 814 and encodes 211 amino acids. The transcript has 6 exons.
GAGAAAAAAACAAGAAAUAACCAUCAAAAUCUGAAGUGUCUUUAUCUUAAUUCUUUCUGUUUGGAUUCCAAGAAAACUUCCAAGUCUUUGUGAUCUCUUAUAAAUACACACCUCAUUAAGUACAGAUAGCACCUCCUCCUGCCUUCACUGCAAUUCACUUGUUCUCUCAGAGUUACAAAUGGCUUUCUCUAAAGCUCUUCCUUUUGUAACCAUGCUUCUUGUGGUGCUACCUAUGGUUGCUAUGGCAGAUAUUGAUGGCAACCUGACUGCUUUCUAUGACAGGUUGUGUAAAGAAGUGGAUUGCGGAAAAGGAACAUGCGUAGGAGACAAAUCAUACCCAUUGAGCUACAAGUGUGAAUGUCAAGCUGGAUGGAAGCAAACCCAAUACGAUGACGAUGAUGUUGAUGAUGAACACAAGUUCCUCCCUUGCGUGAUUCCAAACUGUACUCUGAAAUAUGGCACCUGCCAGCCAGCCCCACCUCCAGUUCCACAAAAAGAAGCUCCCCACAACAGCUCCUUCUUCGAUCCUUGCUAUUGGAUGUACUGUGGAGAAGGUCAAUGCACAAAUAAUGGAACUUAUAGACACACGUGUACAUGCAAUCCUGGUUUCGUUAAUCUUCUCAACAUCUCUUACUACCCUUGCUACGGUGCAUGUACUCUCGGAUCUGAUUGUGCUGACAUUAUUAGAAUCGCAAACUCAACAUCAACUGGAUCUGGAACUGGAACCGGUGGAAACCCUGCUAGCACCAUUCUUCCAGCAAAGUUCCAAUGGAUGAUUAUUUUGCUCGUCUCUAUGCUUAUGGCUCUGAAGUAGGAUGAGAAUUUAAGGAGGAUCCUGGCUAACCAGCAUUUCAGUUUCGUGAUAUGAGAUACUUGAUUAUACUCACUAGUAAAUUUCAUUUGGUGCAUCUUUCGAUUUGAUCAUUCACCAGAUUCUUAUGUAGAAAUUCAGUUUGUAUGCGAUUGAAAGUCGGAACACAGACCUAGAUGGAGGCUGAGUGUGUCUAUAUAACGCUACAGGAUCCAUAUGGUUUUUAUGUAGUUGUAUUGAUUAUUUAUUUAUAAAUAACUGAGCUUGUGAAAAAUAUUUAUCUA